UUUUGCCCGACAUAGAGUUCGGCAGAGUUUUUCCUUUUUCAAGCAGAAAACCCGCCAUGCUAUCUUGAGAUGUUGCUCCAGUCGCUCGUGGCUGCGGCCGCCCCCACACCCGCGAUGCCCGCUUUCCGCCUGCGGAAACUUCGCGGGAAGAAGGCGCAGCUGCUGCACUGGAGGUCAGAGAUCCCUGAUCUCUCUGUUCCCAAGAGCCGUUUUGCCGCACGGUGUCCGGCGCGGUGUCCGGCCGCAUUGGGGGUGAUUCCAGUGCUCUAUGGGUUGAGGACGCAGCCUCCGCGACGCCUUCGUCGCCCGCGCACGCGGCAGCCGCGACCCUCGUUGAGACGAGGGGCUUCGGCGUUGGACACCCGUUCCGUCGAAGCUCCGAUCGAUCUGGCAGCACAGGAGAGGAUGCGGCGCUGGUGCGAAGAAAACGCUCCCGCGCCAGUCGGCGCCGCCCGCGAGCGGUCUGAGCUGCGUGGGCGAAUCCUGGAGGCCGUCGACGUCUUGGAGGCUGGCUUAGUGGAGAGAUCGCUGGAAGCCCGAAUCUUGCUGCUGGCAGCGUUUUGCGGUGAACAUUUGCUUCUCCUGGGGCCACCCGGGACCGCUAAAAGCUUGCUGGCGCGGCGCUUGGUGCGCUUCGUGGGGAGCGACGCUGUGUUCUUCGAGCGCUUGCUGACGCGCUUCUCGGUGCCGGAGGAGCUUUUCGGGCCUUUGUCUUUGAAGGGCCUGGAGAACGACCAGUACGUACGGCAGACCACGGGCUACUUGCCCGAGGCGUCCAUCGCCUUUGUGGACGAGAUCUUCAAGGCGAAUAGCGCCAUUCUGAACUCGUUGCUCUCCAUCGUCAACGAGCGCGUCUUUGACAACGGCCCCGACCGUGUCUGGGUGCCGCUCCGAUGCCUGGUGUGUGCCUCGAACGAGGUGCCUGAAACCGAGGAGUUGGAUGCCCUCUACGACCGCCUCCUCUUCCGCCUGGUGGUGCGCCCCGUGUCCGACGCCGCGCUCGGCGAGCUCCUCCGCGUGACCCGCGCCGGUGUGGAGCCGCGAGCCGAUGCAGCGGACAGUGAGGUGACCCCUUUUCCACUGAGCUUGGAGGAUGCCGCGCAAGCGUUGCGCGGUGCGGCCACGGUGACGCUGAGGGAGGAGGUGGUGGAGAUCUUCAAGGAUGCGCGCAGCUACCUCACGUCAAAGAAGGAGGUGGUCUCCGACCGACGCCUGGGGCAAGCGGCGCGGAUGCUGCAGCUGGUCGCGUGGACCUGCGGACGGCGUGAGGUGGAACUCUGCGAUUGUGCCCUUCUGGCACAUGUCCUUUGGAGCACCUUGGAUCUCAUGCAGCCCUUCCAGCACUGGCUCCGCGGGCGCCUGGCGCGCGGCGCGCCGCGCCCGGCGGCCUCGCCGGCGCGCGCCUUGCGCGGGCUGUUGGGUGGGCUGGUGGAACGGGUGGAGAGCGAACGAAUCGAGCUGGACGAGUUGGGGAAAGAGCUGAAAGUCUUUGAAGAGGUUGUGCAGAAGGAGAUCCUGGAGAAAGAGAGGCAGCAGGCACUGCUUCGUGAGCAUUGCUGGCUGGCGCCGGCGCAGCAAGAGGAACUCAUAGAAGCCAUUGAGGAGGAGCUGGAACAGGGCAGCAGGGCGUUGCUCUUGGAGGUCUAUCGCUUGGAAGAAGUACGGGAGUCCAUGCCUGGGGAGCUGGCCAACUAUGCGAGGGAGCGGCGGAGUCAAGGAGAGCUGCCUGCGACGGAUCCGAUGCCAGGAUCCAGAAGCUUCGUCCAGAAGCUUCAGAGGCCCAUCUGGAUUCACAGCAGUCGAAUCCCCCUUUGUUUCGGCUGCCAAGCCUCUGAGCCCGAAACGAAGUCCAGCAGCGCAACCAUGUGCAAGCUCUUGCCGACAUGACGUGUCUUCUUCUUUGGGGCCCCCGAGAAACCACUUGGGGAAUUUGCAUGAAUUUUGGAGAUACUUUUGCCAGGCGUUUCUCCCGGCACUGAAACGUUUCACCCGUAGGUUCACCGUGCAUCUCAAAUCACACAGAACGGAUGGACGGACGGACGGACGGAUGGAUGGUUUAGGAGACCCCCGGACAAAUGGGAUGGGACUCGUUUCACCCGGUUUCCGAUCCAGGAAGCGACUAGUGACUAUAUAAUCUUGGGCCGAGAAAGAUCUUGUGAAGGAGCCAAGGACCCCGGCAACUGAUCUGGGUGACCGAACUCGGUGAGUCAGACCAGUAGACUCUUGAUCAAUCAGCCACCCCAACAUGAAGAGGUUCAAAAUGGAGGGGUUUAUGAAUCAAGAGUCCGACCAUUCGUCCGACCAUUUGAGACUGCAGAGACGACAUGGACCUCCGGAUGAUCCAAGAGCCGACGGUCGGAUGCACUGAGGACUGAGCCACAGACCUUCAAACUGGGCAAGCACAAGGGCCGCAGCUUCAGCGAUGUGGCUGAGAACGAUGUGGACUACUGCCGGAUGGUGGAGCGGAAGCUCGCGGAAGGCAGCUUCAGCGGCGACGCGCCUUUGGACCGGCAAGUUCGUGCCUUUGUGGCUUAUCUGAAGAGCCGAUGAGCAGGUGCUGGGUGCUGUGUGCGCCGGCAAAAAAGGAGGUUGAGGCACCUGUGGGCCUGUGGGAGGGCGGGGUGGUUCUACAUCUCUCUGCUCCAAACGCACCUGGUCGCGGCUCCGAUGCUGGUCCACGCACCGCGACGAAGCCGUGGAGUUCGGAUGCGCCGUAGCAGCGCACCGGUGUGGUGUGGCACCAGACACCUGCGACCUGCGAGUGUCUGGACGUACGUCACUUCGGUGAUGGUCUCGUCACUUCGUGAGCCCCCCAAAAAAAGACGUCGCUUCGUCGCUGACUUUCGCUUCUUUGGGUGUGUGCCCUGCUCACCUCCUCGCUCCACCUUCUCAAUGGCACUGGAAAGGCGAAGGCACCUGGUUUCCAGACGACAGGUACAACGGAGAAUUGUUGAGAGGAUGGAAAAUCUCUGGUAAACUUCGGGGGUUCGUUGUUCAGACUGAUUCCCGUGGUCUUUGCGAGUGCAAGUGGGAGAUUUUGUUAAACUUGGGCCAUCCAAAAACUCUCUUCCCACAGACUCAUGUGAAGAUGUGGAGGCUUAGAACCAAAUUUUUUCCUUUGGCACAGCGGUGCACUGUCCAUUGUCCAUGGCACAGCGUUUGAAGGAUGCACAGUGGAUGGACAAAAGUCAUCAAGUUCUUCUUCAGCAAUGGAACUUUGCAAACUCGCAACUCACCCCAAAUCUCAAUGUUCAAGCGGGCCUGGCUUCGGGUUUGCAUCUUUUCGAUUUUCUCGAGCCCUGUGAAUCGCAAGGGCGUGUAGAUUCCGUCCUGUGGUAAAACUUCUGGUUUUGGGUUUGUUUUUGAGACAUCCCAACGGCUCUCCCAAGUGAUUUUCUGGAUUAAGUAAGUUGUGUGCUUCAUGGAGUCAUUCCUUUGUGUCUUCCAUCAACCGUCUGGAAGAUCUAGGUAAGAUCUAGGUAAUCUAGUUCACCAGUCAUCAACAAUAGCAUGAGAGGUUCAGAUUGUGUGUGUUCCAGCCGCGGAAGAUGCUUCCUUCUUGGCUCCAGCCGCACAUCCACUUAAUCUUCU
Durusdinium trenchii is the source of this 3591-nucleotide messenger RNA. Lineage: Eukaryota; Dinophyceae; Suessiales; Symbiodiniaceae. The record is from the annotation of a GenBank genome assembly.